Cavenderia fasciculata is the source of this 1599-nucleotide messenger RNA. RefSeq lists its product as uncharacterized. The record is from RefSeq and is a predicted model, not a curated record. The transcript has 2 exons. NCBI's taxonomy places the organism in Eukaryota, Evosea, Eumycetozoa, Acytosteliales, Cavenderiaceae. The coding region runs from base 1 to 1599 and encodes 532 amino acids.
AUGUCUGCUGAUGACAUACGCGCCUUAAAGUUUAAACAUAUGGAGUACAAGAUAAACUUUAACCAUACACUCUUUUAUCAGUUCAAUUUACAAUCAUUUGUUGAUAUCACAAAGAAUUCAGUGUCUAAUACACUCAUCAUAAGAGACCCUUUUUUGGCUUACAAAGGAAAAUAUACAUGGUUUUUAGAUUACUUGUUACAACUAGGUGAUCGACAGAUUACAACUACUGCAUAUAACUAUAAUUGUGAAGUGAAGGAAAUCCCAGAAUCGACAGAUACGCUCUAUGUCUAUCAAUCAAAACGAAAUCCAUUAUUGCAACGUAAAUUGGUUGUACCGAGCAAUAUCAAGACUCUAGAUAUCUAUAUACGUGUCGCCAAAUUUGACGAUUUAACAUUUCCAAUUGGUCUAGAGACACUCUACUUUAGGUCUUCACCAUCGAUAAUCAACUUGGCCCAACCACACUUUACCAAUCUCACCACUCUAUCUAUAUCUGGUCAGAUAUUCGAAGGCGGCGCAUGCCCUCUGCCACCCAACUUGACCAAUCUAAGUAUGUCACACUCAAACUUUGACAGUCACCUCUUUGAUCGGUUGACAAGUCUAGUACAUGUGGAUCUACACCUACUGUCAGCAAGAGAUAGCUCACGGACACUAGAUCUAUCAAAACAAGUGUGUCUAGAAUCUUUUAUCCUUAAAGACUGUGUCAAUAAUCAAUCUCUUGGUGAUAUACACAUUCAUCUGUCUCGGACGUCGCUCACUCGUCUCUCGCUCCCACCUCGACUCAUUUCCAAACAAUCGACCAACCUAUUUCCAUCAACACUCAAACACUUGACUGUCUCUUUGGAGACCCUAACCGAUUUCAAAGUCACGUCUUGUUGUUUGGACACUUUAUGUCUAUCGGCCUGUAGUCGUUCUAUUACCUCUGAUCUUAUUCCAAACAGUGUCAAAACACUAAAGAUCGUAUUCACAAAUAUAAAUUUGGGUUGGUCAUUAUCGUCAUCAACAAACAUUACAAGUUUGGAUGUUACCUAUUUAGGUAAUAUUUGUGGAAUUAUCUCUUUACUGCCUCCUAAUUUGGUUCACUUUUCACUCGGUUGUGAAAGACAACUCCCUUCCUACUUUCUAGUUCUUCCAGUGCUUUAUCCAACAUCUCUUGAAACACUCGAUUAUUCCAGAGUGUUUGGGCGCUAUGACAAAAUAGUUGUACCAACCACCAUUUCAACGCUAUCUUUGAACCUUUGUUCGAUGCCAAUUGGAACAAUAUUUGAUCAAUUAAGAUUUGGAUCACUGCCACCAAGCAUCAAAAAAUUAGAGAUAAUGGUUUCAUUGGCAGACACUAGAAUUCGAUUGGAUGAAAUCAUCAACAAAACCAAUGUUCAAGAACUAACAUUGUCAUAUGAAAACCUUCCUCUCCAAAAUCAUAUAUCUAUUAGAAGAUUGGAUGAUCAUAAUAGGAAUGUAUUGGUUGUAGAUAAUAGAACUUUGAAUGGUGGUAUCAUAGAAACCAUCGACAUUGAUACCAAUCCAAUCUAUUUACAUUUACAAUGUUUUAAAUAUCAUCAAAAAUUAUGUUGGAGUAAUAAAAUUGGUCAAGUUGAUUAA